AUGGAGAAGGAGGAUCUAUCACAGCUCUGCUUUCCACAACUCAUCAAUAUUUCCUGCAGGAAGCCCGCGUCUCAUUGGUCUGAAGGUGUUCUUUUAAAUGUUUUUCUGGCGAUCAUCUGCAUCUCCAUUGUGAUUCUCAACCUGCUGGUCAUCAUCUCAAUCUCCUUUUUCAGGCAGCUCCACACUCCCACCAACGUCCUUCUCCUGUCUCUCGCUGUAUCUGACAUUCUGGUGGGCCUCCUGGUGAUGCCGAUUGAGAUCUUCAUGAGGACAUCCUGCUGGACCCUUGGCGAUGUUUUUUGUUCUUUGUGGUUCUACGUGACUGUCUCACUGACUUCUGUCUCAGUGGGAAACAUGGUGCUGAUAUCAGCCGACCGUUAUUUGGCUAUUUGUGAUCCUCUGCAUUAUAACACCAGAGUCACUUUAAAAAGAAUUCGACUUUGUGUUUGUCUUUGUUGGUUUUUUGCUUUUCUCCUCUGUAGCAUCAUUUUGAAAGAAGGUCUGACUCAUCCGGGAAAGUCUAAUUCCUGCUAUGGAGAGUGUGUUAUUGGUAUAGACUUCGAAGGUGGGAUUAUUGACCUUGUUAUGGUCUUCAUUCUCCCUCUCAGCAUCAUCAGCACUCUGUACAUGAGAGUGUUUAUGGUUGCUGUGUCUCAGGCCCGAGCCAUGCGCUUUCAUGUUACAUCAGUCAAACCACAUUCAGUCACAGUAAGAGCAAAGAAAUCUGAGUUGAAAGCAGCCAGGACUAUUAGUGUCCUUGUCUUUGUAUUCAUUGUGUGUCUCUGUCCGUAUUACAGUGUUUCUCUUGCAGGUGACAACAAAAUAAUGUCUUCAUUUGCAAGCUAUGCUCCGUAUCUGUAUGAUUUUAACUCCUGUUUAAAUCCGUUGAUAUAUGCCUUGUUUUAUCCUUGGUUUAGAAGAGCUAUAAGACACAUUUUCAAGCUGCACAUACUGCAGCCUGGCUUCAGGGGGAACAACAUACUGUAA
This is a messenger RNA of Nerophis lumbriciformis (worm pipefish), 987 nucleotides long. Its product is annotated as trace amine-associated receptor 13c-like. Lineage: Eukaryota; Metazoa; Chordata; Actinopteri; Syngnathiformes; Syngnathidae. Gene Ontology annotation, molecular function: trace-amine receptor activity. Gene Ontology annotation, cellular component: membrane. The record is from RefSeq and is a predicted model, not a curated record. Gene Ontology annotation, biological process: G protein-coupled receptor signaling pathway.